This is a messenger RNA of Ambispora gerdemannii, 1657 nucleotides long. The record is from the annotation of a GenBank genome assembly. NCBI's taxonomy places the organism in Eukaryota, Fungi, Glomeromycota, Glomeromycetes, Archaeosporales, Ambisporaceae.
AUGGAAAAUAUAAUUGCAGAUAAAAUGAUGGAAGAGCUGUUAGCACAGCUCCAAUUAUCACAUCCACAUUUGCAAGGAAUGUCAACUUUUUCUUCCUUUCCACUUAUAACCAAGUCGAUGACCCGUCGAAACGACGGUAACGCAGCAAUAUCAAACGGUGACUACCAAAAAGCUUACGACGAAUACUCGGAAGGCGUCACCCUCAACCCCAACGAUCCAGUUCUCUGGAGCAAUCGCGCCUACGCAUUACUCAAACUUGGGUACCCCGAACUCGCAUUAGUAGAUGCGAAGCGUGCCAUCAACACCAUUGACCAAUUCAACAUAGAUCACGAACGAAGCAAAUUCGGGUUAAUAAUUCCAACGCUUGGUAAAGAAAGUAAAGAUUUGGAAUACGACAGCAAAUUGAUUCAGCUCAAAUUAAAAGCAAAACUUCGUGAAUGUCAAGCGUAUGAAAAAUUGAAUCUUUUAUUACAUACGCAGAAUUCCUGUGCUGAGUUACUUGAAUGGAAGGAAGAAUACGCCGAAAAGAAUAUCCCAUUCCAGUGGUUGCCGGAAGUGAUUCGAUUACAGAUUGAUAGUAAAAAGAAAUGCGAGGAGGGAUGUGCUAAAUUCGGUGACGAAUAUAAAGAAAAAGUUGAAAAGUGCGGAGAGUACACGUUUAGAGGAUCGUAUCCUUGGGAUAAGAGACAAACGCACCGAAUUGAUGAUGAAAUUUUUCAGGAAUUACAAAACAAAAUCGAAAACAUUUCUUCGUCGCAAGUUAAAUUGGUCAAAGUUAAUUUUGAAGAAUGGGGAGAGGAACCCCAUUAUGAUCUAAGAGCGGCAUCCGAUAUCUCGGCAAAUACAGUGAUCUUUGAAGAAAGGCCGUUUCUCUGUGUCAAUUUCAAAGCAAAAACGCGCUGUGAUAAUUGCAAUAAGAACCUCAAGACCUUCAAAUAUCCUUGUCCGAGAUCAGAUUGCACCGAAUUUUUCUGUGAUAACAAAUGUUAUAAAAAGGCGUACGACCUUUAUCAUCGGCUCAUCUGUGGAAAAGAUUUCACCGGUAUCGUCGAAAUUGUAAAGGAUGAAGAAACAACAUCCUCACUUUACCAUUUGUUUAUCAUCAAGCUCUUUGCAAUCGGCGUACUACGUAAUAUAUGUCCUUUAGACAUUGAUGAAAUCCGGCAUCUCCGACGCUGGGAACACGAGAACGCCACUUUCACCGCGAUCUCUGUCGAAAUCUACCAAAAGAUUAUGCAAAUUUUGGGUAUUCCGCAUAGCGACUUUAACUUUGACUUUUGGGUCUACAUCUCAUGUUUGUCUGCCAUAAAAAGCAAUGUCAGGACUGGAACAGCUCUCACCGAUUCGAUUUCCCUUUACCCAUUAACCUCUCUCGUUAAUCAUAAUUGUAAUCCUAAUGCCAAGUUGAAUAUCGAGAGUGGUGUCAGUGACGUCAGCGGGGUGACCAAGGUUGAAGGAUCGGGUCCCCAAGAUUAUGGUCUGAUAUUCAAUCCAUUGGCUUUUCUCGAUCCGAAUGCCAGGCCCGAAGCAGAAUUCAAUACGUCGGAAUUGAAAACAGAGAAAAAAAUCGAAAAAGACAAUAUGAUCACGGUUAAUUAUGUUGAUUUGCCUGCAUUAGAUAAUAGAGAACGCUGCCGAAUGUUGCGUAAUGUGUAUG